GAUUUUGUUCUGAAAUAGGGUAAAGGUUUCAAUUUUUAGGCUGCACACCCCUACCAAAUGUAAAAGCAUUGGGAACUACCUUUUCAAUGAGCUCUAUGGAAUUUUGAGCAAUGUUAGUUUACGGAUGAGCCUGGAGACGGGGCAUUUGCUCUCUUUUUCUGCUCUCCGGCCUCAGGGCAUUUAGCCCAUUUAUUUGUCCCCUCCCCGAGAGGAUUUGCCACUAUUGACAGGGAUAGGCACUACUGGAAAUGACUGAUGUACUGCUCGCAGGAUUGAUGCGGCUGUAGCCUAGACCUACAGUGAGGGACCAACAUAGGUUUGGCGGGUUGCGGGAUGGGAAUAAACAUAGUGGGGGGAUGCGGGAUUGAAAAAACCUAUUUGAUGUUGGAUCCUCUGCAGUCAUGAUGGGAUCAGUGAUUUGUCACAAUGAGACAAAACAUCACAAAAGUGGGCUUUUAUUAAACUAAGACCACUGUAGGAGAGGGAGAUGUAUAGUUUUUGGUGUGAUUGCCAUGGUAAUUGAAGCGAGACGCGACGUCUUUUUUGUAUUCAGGUUACGGCGCGUUCCUGUGUGAUUGAAAGAGUCUGAAACCUAGAAGACUGGUCACAUGGUUGUUUGAAACAAAAUGGCGGUUUGCUUGUAGGGAAUAUAGCCUUCACUUCUUCGUAAUAUUUCUUCGUUUGUUUGCGAUGGUAUUUCCAGAUUUCCAAGAAUAGGCAGGAUCAUGACAACUGGUAUUCUCUCACAACCAGCCCAGGUGGGUUUUAACUUCCCAGGCUUAAGUCAACCAGUCAGUGUUCCUCAGCGUUCAAUGCCGAUACCACAUGGUGGACCUGCCUCCCAUCAAAUGAACCAACUGCAAUUUAACCUAGGAAUACCAACAUCUGCUGAGCAAUUUACAACAAAGUUUAGAAAACCACAGCCAAUAGUUAUAGAGAAAAUAAGUGAGCAGCCUCAAGUGCCACAUGUAGUUCCUCAUAGCCAUGUGACUACUCCAGUUGUUUAUCCUUUGGUGUCGUCAGUCUCAUCAUCUAUAUCAAGUGAUCGGCUUGCACUUGCUGUUCAUUUGGCCAAGAAAGAUGUUAAAAAGUUAAAAGAAGUUGGCUUUGAGAAUGUUUUUGUUUCACAAGAGGAAGAGACACAGAACAGGCAUGUUACGGCUACAGGUAAAGAAAAAGGUGUUUCAGGAAAGAAGGUUAGAGGGAAGAGUGGCAAAUCUAGACCUCAAGCUGUUUCGUCAGAAGACACUGUCACUUUGCGUGACAGGGUUCAUAACACUGUAAAGAAGCAGGAAGCAGCAGGAAAGAGACAGCAUAGGUUAUACUUUUACCCAGCUCCUAGAGAAGAAGAUGAUUUUGAUUCAGAUGGAGAAAGGAUGCAGGCUCAUGAAAUCAGGAAACUUCGUAAAGAGCUCCAACAGUACAUGAAACAAAUGGAGGAAUUGAAAAAUGAGAGACCUGAAGUCUUGAAGAACAAAGAUAAAAGGCUAAAAAGAAGGAGGGAUGGAGAUGUGAGACUCUCUGAUGAAGAUGUAGACCAGCGGCAAGUGGUGAGAGCUGAAGAACAGGCUGCCCGGUCGGCAAGGAUGCUUUAUGUGCUACAGAGACAGGUUCGGGAAAUUGAGGAUGAGCUUAAUAAAAAGAGAAGAGGAAUAAAACAUACCAAGAAGAGCCAGACUUUGAGUCGUCUGGCAGCAGCACACAGGGGAGCUGUCAGAGCACUGCAGACAUUUGUUAGCCAUGCUCCUCUUCAGCCCAAGGUUGGUCAUGGUUUGCCGCCAAUGUACCAAGAACUGUCUGCCCUCAUUAGACAGUUGUCACUUUUGGCAGCACAGUUACACAUCGGUGGAGAAGAACUCUUUGAUGAGGUGAAGGGAAUUGAGAAUGAGGGAAGAAAGCUCGAAAGUGAUGAGCUCCAGUUAGACACAGACAAAACACCAGAAAAACCAAGUGCAUUUCUUCAGGAAGUGGCUGAUAGAAAACCUCAAGAAACACAGGCAUUGAAAUCUCCUCUGAAACAAGUAUUAACAAGUUCUCCUGACCCCACCCCUGAAAGGGAUGCUGUGCUGCAGGCAGGGUUGAGUGCAUUACUAAGAGCUAAGGACACUCCAGUUCAAACACCAAUGGUAAAACCAACCUUCCAGCCAAGGCCUGCUCCUCAAGGUGUAAAACCAGUCAAACAAUCACUGUUGCUUCCUGCUAGACUCAAGCUUAAGCGUCAGAGAGCUCAACAAGCUGCCAAACGAAUUAAAGUACCUCAAGCUGUGGAUCAGGCUCACUUUGCCAAAGAAACAGUUUCCUCCAUAUUGAAAAAGGCCCCUCCAGGAGAAGGGCUGGACAAACUGCAGCCAGGGGCACAAUCAAGGACCCCGCCCAGAACACCCAUAAAGGAAGGCCUUCGCACCCCAGAAAGAGUACACUACCGGGACAUGGGUGACUAUCUUUCACCGAGAUCGCAGAGGAGAAGAGAAUAUGAGCAACAGCUACCAAAUCCGAGAAGUCCAAGAUACGCUCGCAGAAUGCUUCCUGUGGAUCAUGAACUGAUAGAAAGAGAGGUGGCCAGGCAAAGGUGGCUUGAUGAAGAGGCGGAAAGAAGGAUUUAUGAGUUAGAAAGAGAGCGACGUUUGGAAAAUAUGCGACGGGAUCGAAGGAGCCCAGAAGCCGUACUUUCAAAGCGUGUAAUAACCGAGACAGAACAAGCCAUCCGAUCUCGAUUGAAACCUCUUUUGGAUCGCGCAGAGGCCAUAGCGGAGACGGAGGUGAAACGAGAAACGGAACAAAAAAGAUCUCUACAGCAUCAACUUGGUAAACUCGCCUCACAGACAACAAUGAAUCAAGCGGACAUUUUAGCCGAAAAAAUUCUAGACGAUAUUUUAGAGGAAACAGUUCUUGAAAUGCAAAGGUUAGAGGUAGAGGACGAGGCCGAAGUGCAAGCUGACACUUUGCAAAACAGCUCCACAUUAGAAAAUAUAUUACAGAGACUGCAGAGUUUUGAGAAAGUCGAGGAGGAGAUUAGACAGCACUGGGUUCAUGUGAAGUACGCUGACGUGGAGAAAUCGUCUGGAGAACCUAUCGUAGUAGAGAAAAGUACUCGACCGGCCGGAGAUCCCAAACCCAUCGUGUUUACCAGACCAGACGAAACCGAAAGCCAUCGUUUGCUGUCGAAAAAUACCCGAGGAGUUUCCGACGAGGACCGACCAGACGACAGGAAGCCAUUACGACUGCUGGAUGAAAUUAGCGAAACAAGUAGUUUUUCCUCCCUUAUGGAAGGAUCUACCGAACGCUCGUCCGCACAAAGCUUCGUUUAUAAAGGUCCUCAAAAGAGAAGUCUACAAAACCAGCCCCUCCCUGCUGGCACUCGGCCCACAGUGCUCCUCGAUGUGCCUAAGGAGAUGAGGGCCAGUAUAGUGUCCUACAGGAACAGAUAUAAUAAGUAUCUACGAGACACUUCUACUCACGAGCAAGGAACGUUUGACCCAUGGGGACUGGUGAAUAGGAUCAGUGAAGACUUGUUAGAGGACACUUUACAACAAGUUGGAAAUGAACUUGAUCACGUGUGUGAUGAUUUCGCUGAGGCUUUGUAUAACGAGGAAUUUGCUUCUGUCAGUACUGAUACAUGAUAAUCAUUGACAAGGCAAAAAACAAGACUCGAUUUUUCCAACUAUGUAUAUGUCUAGCUUAAUAAAGUGCUUAAAUUUGCGUGUUA
Molecule: messenger RNA, 3706 nt
Organism: Orbicella faveolata
Lineage: Eukaryota; Metazoa; Cnidaria; Anthozoa; Scleractinia; Merulinidae
Product: protein moonraker-like
Biological process (GO): protein localization to centrosome; centriole replication
Cellular component (GO): microtubule organizing center; centriolar satellite
Source: RefSeq, a predicted model, not a curated record